UUGCGCGUUAGACAAAUGCUGGUUUUCUUCGCUUUGUUUUGGACCCGUUUUUAUAUUGUUCACCAAACAUCGAAACCAGAAUAGGAAAUUUUAUACUAUUAAAAAUUUAUCCUAAAGUAAUCGCUUGACAUCAGUAAUUCGAGAAAUACGUAUCCAACCAAGUUAGCUAAAAAUGAGCUUGACUUCCAGAAUUACUGGUGGUACUGGCUCAGGCGUCAACCACAAUGUUGCAAAUCCAGCUCCCAAAUUAUCUGGAAAUCUUGCUCCUACUCAAGAUCCAGUUCCUGUGGUUAAUCAUUCAAGCUCCACACGAUGUUCCAGUGGGGCCUUGAUGAGUUUGUUAAACAGUGGAUUAUCUGUUCCUCGUCAAAUGAUGGUUCAGGCCCGCGGUGCACAAGAUAAUCAGCAUAUUCCUAUACAUUUGAGCUUUGUGGGAACUAUUGGACAGGGGACAUUUGGACAAAUUGAAAGAGCUACUCUCACUGUCCCAGCAACAUCUUCAGGCACACCAGGUAAAAAGAAUUCCGAUGUCGGUGGUUUCUCUGAUGGAGGACAAAGUUUACAGGUCGCCGUAAAGCGUGUCUUGCAGGAUCCUCGCUACAAAAACCGUGAGCUAAGUAUUAUGCAGCGCCUUAACAACCAUCCUAAUGUUGUGAAGUUCUACUACUACUAUUACUCGACAGCGUCGUCAAAUAGUCGGGGCCAUAGGAGUGGUGGUGGACGUGCAGGUGCAUCUACAUCGGGUGUAGAUGUGUUCUUGCAUCUUGUGCUGGAAUGUUUCCCCGAGAGCUUAUGUGAACUCAUAUACCGCUAUUCUCAAAGGAACCUGAAAAUACCAGCUUGUACAGUAAAGGUUUUUACGUAUCAGAUGCUCAAGUCCCUUGCUUACUUACAUAGCCAUCAAAUAUGCCACCGUGAUAUAAAGUCGUCCAAUUUACUAGUCAAUGAAGAUACUAUGGUUUUGAAAGUGUGUGACUUUGGAAGUGCUAAAGAAAUGGUGCCGGGAACUGCUAAUGUAUCUUAUAUAUCCUCUCGGUAUUAUCGUGCUCCGGAGUUAUUAUUUGGAGCUCAAUAUUAUUCUUGUGCGAUCGAUACUUGGAGUGGAGGGUGUGUACUGGCUGAAAUGUUACGUCAGCAUUGCUUGUUCAUGGGAGCUGAUUCAGUAGAUCAACUGGUCAAAGUUAUUCGCGUUUUAGGCACUCCUACUCCACAAGAUAUUGCCAGUAUGAAUCCAAUGUAUGGAUCUUACAGUUUCCCAGAUGUUCAAUCUUGCCCUGUAAAACUGUUUUUCCCACAGCAUACUCCAGCCGAUUUGUUGGCUCUAAUGAGCAAAAUGCUUGUUUAUAAUCCAUCACUAAGAAUUUUACCAUCUCAAGCUCUUUCCGAACCAUGUUUUGACGAACUUCGUUCUAUCGGUCCAAAUGGAGUACUCUCGAACAGAGUUCGUAUGCCUCCACAUAUCUUUGAUCCUGAUCCCGAACCUAAUCCUCCUACAUCAGUAACAGAUGGAACAAAUUUAUCAGCAUAUAACAAUUGGUUGCCAGAACAUCAUAAGCAUGGCUCAUCCAGCAAGAAACCUACCACCAGUGUGAGUGCUUUGCAAGGUUCCGAUAAGAAAAACUGUAAACCACCAUCGAAUUCUCGAGAAAUUCCUGCUGAUUGGCAGCGAAAAUGUCGAGCUGGCGGAUCUAAUAAUUCAUCGGAAAAAUGUGGGUCAGUUAUUGCUGGUACCGGUGGUGGUAGUCAUCCAAACCUGGAAUCAAAAUCUGACGAAGUAACCGGGAACACUAAUGGUGUAAAUAAUGAUGCUUCGAGUAGACAACAACAACACAAUCGAACUAAUAAUGAGAAUAAUCUUAAAAGUCCAAUUGAUACAACAAAAGUCGGGACGGCGACAACAGUUGAUGUUGGUCAUCCAAGUCAAAUAGAAAAUCCCGAUAUCUGUUGCAAUGAUAAUGAAAACAAUAAUAAUAAUAAUAAUAGCAUUACUACCAAUGUACACUUAAAAUCAUAUGUGCCUCCUACUCAUCCCAACUCUUCUGAACAACGGACAAAUUUAAGUGAAGUACACUAAAUAGAUAGAUAGAGAUAAACAUUUGCACAAAAAUCCACAUUACAAAAUUCAUAGUGUAAUUAUUUCUUGUCAUUUGAUAUAUCCUGCACUCUGAGUCAUUUCAUUGACGACCAGCCUCAACAUUAGCGUCACUUGGUUAUUUUUCUGUUAACUAACAAAUUAUUUCUCGUGAGGAUAAUAGUACUUCGAAAAUAAACAAUCACCUUUUCUCUCUCCCUGUCUGCGCCCAAUUACUUGUCGAAUUACUUUGAUUUCUUUGUGUGUGUAUGUAUGUAUGUCUAGAAAAAGUCCACAAUAAAGGAGAUCAACCAAAUUACACCGUACUCUUUUGUUGUUAUUGUCGUUUAAUAUUGAACAAAGUUAACCUUGUUUCUCUCCCUCUCUCUCUCUCUCUUUAUUACAAAACACCUACUGACAUGGUUAUCAUCUAUUUUCUUCCAGACUGUUGGUUUUUCUUCCAAAAUAAUGCAUAUUAAAAUUCACAGUUUUUUUGCUUAUCAAUUUAUGUAGGUGGUUGGGUGUAGACAACACAAAAUGUCGAAUAUUGUUGUGUUGUAUGCAUUGUUUAUUGUUUCAAAACUGUAGAACCUUCCUCUUCCAUCAUUUUCUUUUCACUUCUUUUUCUGACUAAUAUGAUUCCAAAUAAUAAGUUUACCUCAUAGAAACAAUCUCUCCUGGGUUUCCCCCCUAUUUGUCUGUGUUUAUUUUUUACAAUUAGAAUUAGUUAUGUUAUAUAACAUUAUUCUGUAUUUUCGUAACUACUUUAACAACUCAUUAAUUAAUAUGUAAAUAUAUAUACAUAUACACGUACAUAUAUGUGUUCAUUUAGUUGACGACUUCUUUCUUGAUUGUUUUUUCUUCUUCAUUCAUUACACCAUGUUCCAAGGUCCAUUUCUUCCAUUCUACAAUCGAUUCAUUUUUCUUUUCCUACUUUAUCUCAUCUCUUAUUUCAUCAUUAUUAUUCAAAAUCAUUUCUCUAGGUGUAUGUUGUUUAUUCAUCUCACUUUGUUGUAUUUUAAUUCUCUUCAAGGGAGAGAAAAGAAGAAGAACGAGUAAAAAGAAACCGGCUUACAGAGUGGUAGUAAAUUAUUUUUUGUCCAUUUUUCUUUAAAUUUUAUAUAUAUAUAUAUAUAUAUAUA
This is a messenger RNA of Schistosoma spindalis, 3213 nucleotides long. NCBI's taxonomy places the organism in Eukaryota, Metazoa, Platyhelminthes, Trematoda, Strigeidida, Schistosomatidae. The record is from the annotation of a GenBank genome assembly.